AUACAUUUGUGCUUGAUUUCUCAGCUGCAAAAUAUAUUCUGUAUUUUCCUUUUCGCUUUCUUUGUUUCCUUUUUCUGCUCUUUACGAUGAAUGAGAAAUCCGAGUAUCUGAGUUGACCCGGCGAGUUCAACCAACGAGUUCCGAGUCCCGACUCAAGUGAGCACUAGAGUUCACUGAAACCAAGUGAAAACCAUGUGAACUUCACACAGAUUUGUGACGCAUAGAACUCAGAAAAGAACUUUCAGAUUCAGAACCCAAAAGCGUGAAAAUGGAGAACAGAAACCAAACGACUCAUAAAAACGCGUCUUUCAAUCUGGCCAAACCAGUCCGAUGCAUCAUCAAGCUCGGUGGAGCAGCAAUUACUUGCAAGAAUGAGCUAGAGACGAUACAUGAAGAAAAUCUCAAGGGGGUCUCAUCACAUCUGAGGCAAUCGAUGCUUUCGCAGUCGCCUUCUGCGAAGAUUCUUGGGAUGGAUUGGAGCAAACAAGCUGGUGAAUCAAAUAUUUCAUGUUGCAUUGACGAUUUUAGAGAUCAACCAAGUAUGGCCUCCAGCCCAUUUAUUGUUGUUCACGGUGCAGGUUCUUUUGGGCACUUCCAAGCUAGUGAAUCUGGGGUUCAUAAAGGAGGACUGGACCGACCUCUUGUCAAGGCUGGUUUUGUUGCUACACGCAUUUCUGUUACAAAGCUCAAUCUUGAAAUUGUUAGAGCACUUGCCAGAGAGGGUAUUCCUUCAAUUGGAUUGUCUCCAUUUUCAUGUGGAUGGUCAACCAGUGAAAGAAAUAUAGCUUCAGCUGAUCUGUCUGCAGUGACUAAGGCUAUUGACUCUGGUUUUGUACCUGUUAUGCAUGGAGAUGCUGUACUUGAUUACUCACUGGGAUGCACCAUUUUGAGUGGAGAUGUUAUCAUACGUCACCUUGCGGCGCAAUUCAAGCCUGAAUAUGUCGUUUUUCUGACAGACGUUUUGGGAGUAUACGACCGGCCACCCUCAGAAAGUGACGCAAUUCUCUUGCGAGAAAUUGCUGUGCAUGAAGAUGGGAGCUGGUCAGUUGUGAAGCCGACACUUGAGAACUUGGAAGUUGAUAUAACUGUGGCAGCUCAUGAUACGACUGGUGGCAUGAAGACCAAGAUUUCGGAAGCCGCAUUGAUAGCAAGACUUGGAAUUGAUGUCUACAUCGUCAAGGCAGGAACAAGCCAUUCCUUGAGGGCCCUGAGUGGCGAAUUGAUAAGCAACAUUCCUGAUGAUUGGCUUGGGACAGUAAUCCGAUUUGUGAAAUGAAAAAUUUAUCGGCCAUGGGAUGUUUGCCCACUUGGACCAUCAACUUGUUCGAGUUAUGUUUGGCAUUUGGCGGCAAUGAUUUUUGAAAAUUUAUGAAAGAAAAGUGCUGAUACAAGACUUGGCUGUCUCAAUAAAAGAAUUGGUUUGUAUGCAUUCGCCUGAUAUCAACCACCACCACCACACCGUUCACCAAACAUUUUUAGAAUCGGGACCUUAAUCUGAUUUGGUAAACUUUUGGAAUUUUGACAUUUUUCCCGAAAGCAGGCAGCAAGAGUCCAAAGGCUAUUGAUGAACAGAGCACAACUUUUUUGUAAUACGAUAUGGUCCCAAUUUAUUUAUUUAUUUAUUGUCCUCUUUUGUGGCUCGUGAGGAAAAGAACAAAUCCCAAGUGCAACCAAAUCAACUGAAAAAUGCAUUCU
Morus notabilis is the source of this 1695-nucleotide messenger RNA. Its product is annotated as glutamate 5-kinase. The coding region runs from base 269 to 1276 and encodes 335 amino acids. Gene Ontology annotation, molecular function: kinase activity. Gene Ontology annotation, cellular component: cytosol. The transcript has 12 exons. Lineage: Eukaryota; Viridiplantae; Streptophyta; Magnoliopsida; Rosales; Moraceae. The record is from RefSeq and is a predicted model, not a curated record.